This is a messenger RNA of Dufourea novaeangliae, 643 nucleotides long. RefSeq names its product AP-1 complex subunit sigma-2 (gene AP-1sigma). The transcript has 5 exons. Gene Ontology annotation, molecular function: clathrin-cargo adaptor activity. The coding region runs from base 97 to 570 and encodes 157 amino acids. Gene Ontology annotation, cellular component: membrane coat; intracellular membrane-bounded organelle; AP-1 adaptor complex. The record is from RefSeq and is a predicted model, not a curated record. Gene Ontology annotation, biological process: vesicle-mediated transport; intracellular protein transport. NCBI's taxonomy places the organism in Eukaryota, Metazoa, Arthropoda, Insecta, Hymenoptera, Halictidae.
UUCACCAAAGGCGGAAUAGAGUUUGCAUAUUGUGAUUUCGUCAAAGGUGUUGUGGUUAAUUUUGUGAUUACUUUAUCAAAAGUAAUUUACGCAAAAAUGAUGCAAUUUAUGUUAUUGUUCAGUCGUCAAGGAAAGUUACGAUUACAAAAGUGGUAUGUGGCACACCCUGAUAAAUUAAAAAAAAAAAUUACAAGAGAAUUGAUUACAACGAUAUUAGCACGAAAACCAAAAAUGUCAAGUUUCCUAGAAUGGAAGGAUGUUAAGGUUGUCUAUAAAAGAUAUGCAAGUUUAUAUUUCUGUUGCGCAAUAGAACAAAACGAUAAUGAAUUACUCACCUUAGAAAUUAUACACCGUUAUGUUGAAUUAUUGGAUAAAUAUUUUGGAAGUGUAUGCGAGUUAGAUAUAAUUUUCAAUUUUGAAAAAGCAUACUUUAUCUUAGAUGAACUAUUGGUUGGUGGUGAAAUUCAGGAGACUAGCAAAAAGAAUGUGUUAAAAGCCAUUGCAGCUCAGGAUUUACUACAGGAGGAGGAGACUCCACAAGGAUUCUUUGAGGACCAUGGUCUGGGAUAAUAUUUUCUAGACAAUUUAUCAAACUUGACGUAAGUGGACUUACAAUGACGCUCCAACAUUCCAGACUUUUAUU